Fundulus heteroclitus (mummichog) is the source of this 1244-nucleotide messenger RNA. RefSeq names its product forkhead box Q1a (gene foxq1a). Gene Ontology annotation, biological process: anatomical structure morphogenesis; cell differentiation; regulation of transcription by RNA polymerase II. Gene Ontology annotation, molecular function: DNA-binding transcription factor activity, RNA polymerase II-specific; RNA polymerase II cis-regulatory region sequence-specific DNA binding. The record is from RefSeq and is a predicted model, not a curated record. Lineage: Eukaryota; Metazoa; Chordata; Actinopteri; Cyprinodontiformes; Fundulidae. The transcript has a single exon. The coding region runs from base 161 to 898 and encodes 245 amino acids.
CAGUAAAGGUGAGAUGAGCUCUAGAGCUCCGGCAGGUAUGACUGGAAACACACCGAGAGAAUCCCCGAGGCACCGCGCGUCUUGACGCACAAAACACUUUUACGCAAAGAAGCUUUUCUGCGUGUUACGCUGGAUCUUGCAACUCAGCGCCUCUUGCAGCAUGAAGUUGGAGGUGUUGUGUGGAAACCAUGAUAUGAAGCACUUUGAGGCACCCGGUGAUGGAGAGGGGAAAGAACAAUCUCCUCUCUCUGCAGAGGAGGAGCUGGGGUCCGAUGGAGACUGCGUGGCCAACAGCCCUCCACUCGUUACUCCGGGCGGGAACAGCAAAUCCAAACCGUACACACGGAGACCCAAGCCCCCGCUUUCCUACAUCGCUCUGAUCGCCAUGGCUAUCCGGGAUUCUCCCAGCGGACGUCUGACUUUGGCGGAGAUAAACGACUACCUGAUGAAGAAGUUCCCCUUCUUCAGGGGUAGCUACACCGGCUGGAGGAACUCUGUGCGGCACAACCUGUCUCUGAAUGAUUGCUUUCUGAAAGUGCUCAGGGACCCGUCCAGGCCCUGGGGGAAAGACAAUUACUGGAUGCUCAACCCUAACAGCGAGUAUACGUUCGCUGACGGCGUGUUCCAGCGCAGGAGAAAGCGCAUCAACAAGCAGUUCGGCCGGGAGCAGGGGCUGUCCCAGCGCGCAGAAGAGCCUCAGGUUACCGAUAAAGCCAACCCAAUCACCAAGACUGAGCCCUGUGCCAAGUUUACAAGCUCGUUUGCUAUUGAUAGCAUCCUCAGCAAGCCUUUCAAAGAAGAUUCAACCAGGCAGCCUUUUUACCCUGCGUUCCUCUGGCCAUACUCUGAACUUAUGACGCAUCACUCAAACGCAUCCGCUUCUUUCCCGUGCGUUUAGGCAGGCUGCUCUUUGGACUUAUAAACGCCUGCUGCUGGAAUGCAGUCGUGAACAGAAAACAAAACCGACUCGUCUGUUGUUGUUGUUUUUCUUGUUUGGUGAUUGAAAAUCACGACUGUGCGUAGAUGCUUUAAUUUAUUAUCUUACCGACGGUGGCAUUUUUUUUUAGCCAUUGCAUCUCCACUUUUUUUUCUUUAUUUAACGUUUUAGUUUUGUUAAUAACCAUGAAUUGUAAAUGUUACUGUAUAAAAACGAUAUACUUUGUUUGACAAAAAGUCUCCGAAUGCACUUUGUUUGUUUUUCUCUGUCAAAAACCUUUAUAAUAAAAAAAUAAAAGACAGCAAAA